AUGCGCGACAUGUUCGUGCCGCCGUAUGACAACGCCGGCGCGGGCGCUCCCUUGCUCAUGCUUCAGGUCACCUUCUUCCGCUGCGGCGGCGUGGCGCUCGGCACGGCCAUGCACCACUUCGUCAUCGACGGCCGCAGCGCCUUCCACUUCAUCCAGACGUGGGCCAGCAUCGCCCGCGGGGACGCCAGCGCCACCGUGGCCCCGUCCCUCGACCGCACCCCACUGUGCGCGCGCUCCCCGCCGGCCGUCCACUUCGACCACAGCCGCGAGUACCGCCUCACCGCCCCCGCAUCAACCGAUCCUCCUGCCGCUGGCGGCGUCAAGCCGUCGUCGGAGUACGCCAGCGCCAUCCUCCGCGUGACCGGCGCACAGGCCGCGGCGCUCCGUGCGCGCGCGGGCGCGCCCCGCGUGUCCACGUUCCGCGCGCUGGUGGCCCACGUCUGGCGCUGCGCGUGCGCGGCGCGGUCCCUCGCCCCCGACGCCGAGUCCCGCCUCUACACCAUGAUCGACAUGCGCGCCCGCCUGUCCCCGCCGCUCCCGGACGCCUACUUCGGCAACGCGGUGGUGCGCACGUCGGUGUCCGCCAGGGUGGGCGACCUGCUGUCCGGCCCGCUCGGGUUCGCGGCGCGGCGGCUCCGCGCGGCGACGGGGCAGGGCGACGAGUACGCGCGGUCGGUGGUGGACUACCUGGAGACGGCGGACAUGGGGGCGCUGCCGAGUAGCGGGCUGCCGGGGACGGACCUGCGGGUGAUCAGCUGGAUGGGGAUGCCGUCGCACGACGCCGACUUCGGGUGGGGCGAGCCGGCGCUCCUGGCGCCGGCCCUCAUGUUCUACCCGGGGUUCGUGUACCUGAUGAGCUGCCCGGGCAAGGGCGGCGACGUGGCGGUGGCCGUUUCGCUGGAGCCGGAUCGCUUGGCGAGGUUCAGGGAGCUCUUCUUCGAGGAGAUGGCCGCCAUGGAGUGA
Triticum turgidum subsp. durum (durum wheat) is the source of this 963-nucleotide messenger RNA. The record is from the annotation of a GenBank genome assembly. NCBI's taxonomy places the organism in Eukaryota, Viridiplantae, Streptophyta, Magnoliopsida, Poales, Poaceae.